Messenger RNA from Paecilomyces variotii, 2886 nucleotides. Its product is annotated as putative DEAD/DEAH box helicase. NCBI's taxonomy places the organism in Eukaryota, Fungi, Ascomycota, Eurotiomycetes, Eurotiales, Thermoascaceae. Gene Ontology annotation, cellular component: nucleus. The record is from RefSeq and is a predicted model, not a curated record. Gene Ontology annotation, molecular function: RNA helicase activity; ATP binding; nucleic acid binding. The transcript has a single exon. Bases 76 to 2703 code for a protein of 875 amino acids.
AAGAAGCGACUGCGACGAAAUACGAGAACGGUCGUUAGAAAUUUCUAGUCACUGCACCUUUCCAAGUUCCCGAGGAUGGCGGGCGCUUUCUUCAAGCGCUUUAUUCCUCCAGGGAAGAAAGACCCGGUUUCUCCCCAGACUUCAAAUCAAUCGCGCAAACGAAAAUCAGACGGCGAUGGCUCCGCCAGCCUUGCAUCGGCGUCGAACCCGGCGAAGAAGCAGAAAAGCGAAGACUCUGAGCAUACGAGCCACUCCAGUUCAGGUGGUCCGGAAGUCUCAAAAGGACGUCAAAAUGCCAACGUGGAAGUUGACGAUGGUCUUCAAGAAACAGAGACCAGGAAAGAAAGUGUUACUGCGGCGAAUGACAGGAAAGCGAAAUCUAACGACAAGCAAGCGAGGAAGAAGAAGAAUCGACGAACCUCCGGAGAAGGUGAUGCAGGUGAUGCAGGUGAUGGAGAAGAUGAGGAUGCUGAGGCUUUGACAGGAGAAAAUGAAACGCAGUCUACUGCUGAGGGAACUAGAGAUGGCAAAAAGGAAAAGAAACGGAAAAGAAAGUCAGAACAGCAGCCCGAAGAACCAGAGGAGGAUAUGCCAGCAGCACUUUCCAAGCAUUCCAAGAUCUUGUCCAAAUUCACAAAGUCUACCGUCAAAACGAAGCGCAAAUUGGAAGAAGCACAACCUGAAGACCAUGAAUCUGCGGAUCAACCAAAAGUAGAGCCAGUGGUUGCGCAUGGCCUUGAACCACUUCCACAGCCAGCGCCAGCUCCAGAAGUUGUCGAAAAGCCGACAUACUCAUCACUUCCUUCAUGGCUUGCAAGGCCGUUGAGGGAGUCUGCCGACUAUCGCGCCCCGUUUUCUGAGCUUGGCAUCGACCCAAGAUUGCUGCGUACACUGAACGACAAUGGGUACAAGGAGGCAUUCUCAGUUCAAUCGACCGUUAUUCCAUUACUUCUUCCUGGUGCGCGAAACCAUCCUGGAGACCUCUGCAUAUCUGCUGCGACCGGGUCCGGAAAGACUUUGGCUUACGUCCUGCCACUUGUGACUGCGCUGGAGCCAACGCCUGCUCCCCGCCUACGAGGCCUUAUUGUGGUCCCCACUAGAGAACUUGUGAGACAGGCUCGUGAAACCGCAGAGCUAUGUGCAACUGGAACAGGACUGCGUAUUGGAACGGCGGUGGGAAGCGCGGCACUCAAGGACGAACAGCGGACAUUGAUGCGGAUAGAUCCGAUAUACAGUCCUCAGGCUUUCAAAUCCCAACAAGAGGCGAGGUUGACUGGCAGUGACUGGAUGCAGUUCAAUCUUCAGGAUUACAUUUCGGAGGCAGAUGAACUACAGGAAUCGUUGCCAGGGUACAUUCAAAAGCAGGAGCCUAAUGUCGACAUCCUCAUCUGCACCCCUGGCCGUCUUGUCGAUCAUAUACGAUUCACGAAAGGAUUCAGCCUACAGCAUAUUCAGUGGCUUGUUAUUGAUGAGGCCGAUAGACUUCUCAAUGAGAGUUUCCAGGAAUGGGUGGAUGUUGUUAUGGGGGCAUUGGAUGCUAAAGAAGCACCGUCAGCUAAGGGGCCAGCCGACCGGCUACUUUCAGAUCUUGGUCUUUCUUUACAAAAAGAAGCCCCCAGAAAGGUCAUUUUGAGUGCUACCAUGACUAGGGAUGUCUCAAAACUUAAUUCCUUGCGGCUUGUCAAGCCCAAGCUCGUCAUUAUCGGCAAAGAGACGGCCGAGGGCAACGUCGACAACGGAACAGAUGCCGACGCCAGCUUUACUCUACCGCCCACGCUCAAGGAAUACAGUGUCUCCGUUGGAGAUGGCUCUGAGAAGCCACUGUACCUUCUUCGCUUGUUGCUCUCUCACAUCAAGGUGGACCUCCAGAGUUCCAGUCCUAAGAAGCGAAGCGUGUCGCCAGAUUCCUCCUCCUCUAUAUCUGAAUCCAGCUCUGAUUCCGACUCAGACUCAGACUCAGAUGAUUCGAGCUCCGAAGAUGAUACCUCGUCGGAAUCAGACAGCUCAUCUUCGGAUGAAUCGGACACUGAUUCUGAUUCCGACUCUGACUCUGACUCCGAAUCCGACUCUGGGUCAGAUUCCGACUCGGAGUCUUCAUCAUCGUCAGACGAAUCAUCAGCUUCUGAUGAUUCAGAUCCUGAGUCAGAUUCACCCUCCCGUAAGCCGACACGUACCAACGUACUCAUCUUCACCAAGUCUUCCGAAUCUGCGACUCGACUUGCGCGUCUGCUCUCGCUACUGCAUCCCUCUCUGGCCCCUCGCAUUGGCACCAUCGUCAAGUCAAACAAGUCGUCCGCAUCCCGCAAGACUCUUAGCGCCUACAACAAAGGCAAGAUCUCCAUCAUCGUUGCUACGGAUCGUGCUUCCCGUGGUCUCGACUUACGAUCACUCACCCAUGUGGUCAACUACGAUGUGCCGUCCAGUGUGACUACCUACGUGCACCGUGUAGGUCGGACAGCGAGAGCCGGUAACGAAGGAUCGGCCUGGACGCUGGUUGCACACAGAGAAGGCCGAUGGUUCUCGACCGAGAUCGCAAAGGGAUCAGAAGGAAAGAUAACGCGGUCAUCGAACGUCGAAAAAGUGAGCGCCAAGCUUGACGAUGCCGAGUCCAUCAGAUCGAAGUAUGCAGCUGCCCUAGAUGAGCUAGAGAAGGAAGUUAAGACGGAUGGUCGAAAAGGGUCCACGAGGAAGGCAAAACAGUGAUGAUACAUAGCGCUUGGUGGAUCAUGUCCAAAAUGCAUUUCCAUAAUCACAUAAUUUUCUGUUUACAAUGCAUAAAAUUCGCGGGAAAGGUGUUAUUUAUUUAUUUAUUUCUGCAUAUAUCUAUCGGGCUACUUGUGUGGCUUUCAUCUAGAGUUUCAAUGAUGGAUCUAUAGCCCUGGCAUA